AUGUGGACUUUCCACGAUCACGAAGGGAAGGAGUUUGCAGAGAGCCAGGGGCUGCUGUUCAUGGAAACCUCGGCCAAACUGAACUACCAGGUGACCGAGGUCUUCAGCGCCGUCGCCCGGGAGCUUUCGCGGAGAGAAGAGAGCAAGGCGGGCCAGAGGCGGCGAAGAGACGCUCCACUGACCCUGAGCGAGCGGCCCUCGCUGCGGGGCCGAUGCUGUGCCCACUAG
This is a messenger RNA of Rangifer tarandus platyrhynchus (Svalbard reindeer), 228 nucleotides long. NCBI's taxonomy places the organism in Eukaryota, Metazoa, Chordata, Mammalia, Artiodactyla, Cervidae. The record is from the annotation of a GenBank genome assembly.